GAUUGGUUAAAGUCUUCGUGAGCGAGAAAGGCUGUCGUUUCUCUUUAUUUAGCUGAGCGGUGUGGAAGUGGUGGGGGAAAUUCCCCAAUUUUUCCAUAUGAGAUUCCGGGGCAUGGUUCAUAGUAACCUACCUAGCUCUCUGCCUCUGGCGCCUCUGCACCUCUGUGUUUAUGUUAAAUAUCUUUGAUGUAAAGUGUCAGCACAGGGCAGUUUAAGAUUUCCUCUUAAAAUUUAGUUAUACAGUGACUGCAUUUUGGAUGUAAAUAUAAAAUUGCAAUUGUUACAUAAAAUCAAAUUUAAUAAUAUGGAAAUAAAACAAGAAGUUAGUGGAAAAACUUGUAAAAUAGAAAUAGAUCAUGUCACAUGUGUUGGUCCCUUGGAUACCUUAAAAGUUGAAGUUAAGGAAGAACUGAAGACAGAAACUGAAUACCAGGCAUUUGAGUAUGUAGACUUAAAUGAAUUCCCAGUUAAAACUGAAGUAGAGCAAGGUGAAGAUAAAUUUAUACCAUUUGAUGAAAAGCAAACAAGAAAUGAAGAAAGUUGCCCCGAGACCCCUAAGGAGGAGAACAAAAUGAACAUUGUGGAAACGUUACUUUCAUCCCAUAAAGGAAAAUAUACAGGUCCACAUGCUGAAGGAAAAAUCUCAAAUACAAAUAUGAAAGUUGGAACUGGGCAACUACUUUACCAAUGUGAAAUUUGUCUCAAGCAGUUUUCUCGAAAAGAUUCUUUACCUCACCAUAUGAAAAUUCACACCGGAGAAAAACCUUAUAAGUGUGAAAUUUGUUUUAAACAAUUUUCUCAAAUGCCACACUUGAAACAACACUUGCUGGUACAUACCGGAGAAAAACCUCACAAGUGUGAAAUUUGUUUUAGACAGUUUAGUGACGCUGGUAAUUUGAAAAGACAUUUGAGAAUACACACUGAAGAAAAACCAUACAAGUGUGAAAUUUGUUUAACACAAUUUAAUACUGCAACUAAUUUGAAAACACAUAUGAGAGUGCAUACCGGGGAAAAACCUUACAAGUGUGAAAUUUGUUUUAAGGAGUUUUCUCAAAUACAACACUUGAAAAAACACUUGCGGAUACAUACUGGAGAAAAACCAUACAAGUGUGAAAUUUGUUUUAAACAGUUUACUGAAGCAGGUAAUUUGAGAAAACAUAAGAGAGUGCAUACUCGUGAUAAAUUCAAGCACAAAUGUGAAACUUGUUCAGAGCGGUUUAUUACUAGGAAUGAUUUGAAAGGGCAUUUGAGAGAGCACACUGGAGAAAGACCGUACAAAUGUGAAUUUUGUUUUAAACAGUUUAAAGAAUCAAGUCACUUGAAAGUUCAUCGGCGAAUACACACUCAAGAAAAACCAUACAAGUGUGAACUUUGUUUAACACAGUUUAGUAUUGCAAGUAAUUUGAAAGCACAUUUGAGAGUGCAUACUAGGGAAAAACCUUACAAGUGUGAAAUUUGUUUUAAGCAGUUCACUCAAAAAAACACUUUAGAUGUACAUACUAAAAUUCAUACUGGAGAAAAACCAUAUAAGUGUGAAACUUGUUUAACACAGUUUAGAACUUCAAGUCAUUUGGUAGAACACAUGAGAGUGCAUACUGGGGAAAAACCUUACAAGUGCGAAAUUUGUUUUAAACAGUAUAAAGAUGCAACUAACUUGAAGAUUCAUUUGAGAAUACACACUGGCGAAAAACCUUAUAAGUGUGAAAUUUGUUUUAAGCAGUUCACUUACAAAAGAUCUUUAAAUAUACAUACUAAAGUUCACACUGGUGAAAAACCGCACAAGUGUGAAAUUUGUUUAACACAGUUUAGUACUACAAGUAAUUUGAGAGCCCAUUUGAGAGUGCAUAAUGGGGAAAAACCUUAUAAGUGUGAAAUUUGUUUUAAGCAGUUCACAUAUAAAAAAUCUUUAAAUAUACAUACUAAAGUUCACACUGGAGAAAAACCAUACAAGUGUAACAUUUGUUAUAAAGAGUUUAGGGUGGCAAGUAAUUUUAAAACACAUUUGAGAGUGCACACUGGAGAAAAACCGUACAGAUGUGAAAUUUGUUUAAAACAGUUUACCAGAAAAAAUUCAUUAAAAACUCAUUUGAGAGUACACACGUAAAAAGCUUGCUAAUCAGUUUGCUUCCCAUUAUUAAGAUAUUUGAAAGGUUACUCCUUCAAGGAAUGAAUUCUAUAACCGAGAGACAAAAGUUGACACCGGAGUACGAAUUUGGAGUCAGGCAACAACAUGGAACAAUUGAGCAGGUACAUAGGGUUGCCAAAGUAGCAAGAGUUGUAAUUGAAAAGAAAGAAUACUGCACUGCAGUAUUUUUGGAUGUCUUACAAACAUUAUUUUGAUAAGGUAUGGAAUGAUGAGCUGCUAUCUAAAAUAAAAACUCAUUUUGCCCAUCCUGUAUACACUUCUGAGAUCCUAUCUUACCAAUCAAUACUUCCAGGUUAGACAUAAUGAAGCAGUAUCAAACAUAACUCCAAUUCUAUCAGGAGUACCCCAGUGCAGUAUAUUGGGACCAACUUUAUACUUAGUCUACACAGCAGAUAUUCCCACAAGAGCAAACAGCACAAUUGCUACCUACGCAGACGAUACUGUUAUAAUGGCCUCUAGCUCGGUUCCAGUUACAGAGUGCCAAAAUUUACAACUUCAUUUAAAUAGUUUAGAGAAAUGGUUAAAACUGUGGCGAGUUGAAGUAAAUAUCAGCAAAUCUGCACAUAUAAUAUUCACUUUAUGCCGGGAAAGUGUACCAUCUCUGCAUAUAAGCAAUACCAUCAUACCCACAAGAAGUGAUGUUAAAUACUUAGGAACACAUUUUGACAGCCAACUAAAUUGGGGAAAGCACAUCUGGAAAAACGACUACAACUCGGAUUAAUAUACAGGAAAAUGUAUUGGUCAUAAACAAAAAAUACAAAUUAAGUCUACACAAUAAAUUAUUAUUGUAUAAAUCUGUUCUAAAGCCAGUUUGGACUUACGGUAUUCAGAUAUGGAGUACACCAUCUAAUUCCCAUUUACUGAAACUUCAGCGUUUCCAAUCAAAAGUCUUGAGACAUAUUACCAAUGCACCGUGGUAUGUGCCCAAUUGUGUUAUACAUCGAGACCUUCAGGUCCAAAACAUUAAAGACACCGUUGUCUCACUCAAUGGCACCUGCAAAAAUAGACUACUGAAUCAUCCAAAUACGCUUGUCCAAUACCUACUUAGCAACCGAGGAGGGAAGACUAAAACGCUGUGACCCAUUAGACCUUUCUGUACCUGCAAUUACAGAAACGUAGAUUCUAUAACAUUAAAAAUGUGUGUGUAUUUUAACUAUUUGUUUUUAUAUGUUCGUAAAAUAUGUCUUUGUAAAGUGUUAUUUAUAUCUCAGAUAUUUGAUAUUUCUAUGUAUCAGAAAUGUAUCGCAAAGGAUUUUCAUCACCGGUUAGAUUUCCCCUAUGUUAAUGUGAUAAACCUAUUGGUUAUUGUUUUUUAUUUGUAGAAACAGAUUGUAAUAAAUAAAGGAUGUUUAAAAAAAA
Messenger RNA from Diabrotica virgifera virgifera (western corn rootworm), 3505 nucleotides. Its product is annotated as zinc finger protein 227-like. Lineage: Eukaryota; Metazoa; Arthropoda; Insecta; Coleoptera; Chrysomelidae. The transcript is spliced from 2 exons. The record is from RefSeq and is a predicted model, not a curated record. Bases 305 to 2104 code for a protein of 599 amino acids.